CGACGGGGGAAUUGGGGCCCCUCCAACAGGCGUUCAUGGAGAAAUUUGUGGUCAGUUUUGAGGUCAAGCAUUAGGCUUUGCUGUCGUAGUUGCGCACAAUCACAACACGGCCAACAUACGCUCCCGUGUCACGUCUUUGCCUGGCAAUUGAAUCGUCCCUCGAAGCUUCAGAUCGACUCGAACUCUCCGAGAGGUCAUUGUCUACUCUGCAUUUUUUUUCGGAAAACCGCUAACUAAAUUUAACUUGCUCAUUUGGAUCGCAUCUCUUGGUUCGGUUCGGGUUUGGAUCCGGCACCAUGACUUUGAAGGAACAAGACAGCGGCCAUGCUCGCUCUUCAACCGCCGCCGCCGCCGCCGCCGUCACAACAUCAGCCACAAACACCGGUCCCGUGGCUGGGACGCCGUCCCCGGUAUCACUGCCGGAUCGGAAAGGGGACACCACCGGACUGGAUCCGGACCCCGCAACCGAACCGGCGACCUCCGACAGGCAGCCAUUUCCACAGGCCAAACUCCGCCUAAAGAUCCAGGAUCUCAACCACCCCGGGGCCGCCAAGUUCCUCGGCGCGGUGAACUCGGCCACUGUGCUAUCCACGGCCGUCAACAACGUCCUGAGGCUACUCUAUAGAUCUCCCUCCGACCACCCAAACACCACGGUCCCGCCAACCCGAUCUGUGACCCUCAUCCUGCGUGACAUGGGCGGAGUGGCAUAUACAACAGGGACCGCCCUCGACAAAGACCACAAGGAGAUCCACUUCUCCCUCGCGUACAUCGACUCCAUCAGCCCGCCCUCUCGGCUGGCCGACGAGAUCGCGGGCGUGCUCACCCACGAACUGGUCCACUGCUACCAGUGGAAUGCCCAGGGGACCUGUCCCGGCGGGCUGAUCGAGGGCGUGGCCGACUGGGUGAGGCUGAACUGCGAUCUCGGCCCGCCGCACUGGAAGAAGGAGACGACCGGAGAUUGGGACAGAGGUUACCAGCACACGGCCUACUUCCUGCAGUACCUCGAGGAGCGCUUCGGCGAGGGCACCAUCCGCCGGCUCAACGACAAGCUUCGCCACAGAAAGUACGCGGGUGAGACCUUUUGGCCGGAGCUCUUCGGGCAGUCUGUGGAGGAGCUCUAUGGUGACUAUGUCAAGAGCGAAGAAGGCGGUGACGAGGACGGCGAGUGACCGUACGAACCGACAACUAGACGAGAGAGAGCGGGGAAUGAUAGAGUUGAUCGAGCCCAUAUGGGACGGCGUUUACCUUUGCCUUGGGGAGCUUAG
This is a messenger RNA of Thermothelomyces thermophilus ATCC 42464, 1265 nucleotides long. RefSeq lists its product as uncharacterized. The record is from RefSeq and is a predicted model, not a curated record. The coding region runs from base 297 to 1169 and encodes 290 amino acids. The transcript has 3 exons. NCBI's taxonomy places the organism in Eukaryota, Fungi, Ascomycota, Sordariomycetes, Sordariales, Chaetomiaceae.